AUGCCCGCCGGUUCUGCUUCUAACGGUCGCUCCAAUCGAGCUGGAAUCACUAAGAAUGCCUCCCCACAGCUUCUGGUGACGCUCAAGCUGGGGCCCGAGGUCUUGCAACAGUUCCUGGAAGAGCCUCACGACACCUCCGACACCAAGACACCUGAACCCUCAUCCCUACCCGACAAGGCCGAGCAAUCCUCUCCAGCCUCUUCUGUCGAGGCUCCUGUCGCUCGCCCAUCUGCAGACGUGGAAUCCAAUGCGGACGUAACCUCGACACCCGCGACAGGAGUGACUCCAGGUGAUACGCCUCGACGGAAGGGGAUCCCGGGCCCUAAACCAGGGAGCAAGCGUGGCAAUGGAUCAUCCGAGCCCGUUGCCCGUGUGCGUGGUCGACCUGGUCCGAAAAAGAAAGCUCGUCUUGAGGAUGGCAGUGAACCAGGCAAGUCGUCCAUGGCACCUCGGCUCGGACCAAAGGCCAAUACGGGCGCAAUCAAUGCACAUCUCCGCGCUCUCGAUCGUACCGGUGCGCCCUGUCGCAAGUGGGAGCGCAAGUCUCUGAAGCUGCGCAGCUUUACCGGCGUCAUCUGGCAGGUCCCCACUUGGGGCAGCCAUAAACUGGCGAAGGCCGAGUCUGAGGAGAACCCGACCUCCACUGCCCUGACGAACGGCGACUCCGACUCCAAGAACCUCGCUGCCCCUGGUACAGAAACUAGGAAUGGGAGCAGUGCGGUCCCCAGUGAGAAGAGCAAUGGAGACACCGAACUCACGCCGGCACCCUCCAACAUUGUCGAGCCUUCCUCUCCAGCGAUUGCCAUGGCUGCGUGA
Molecule: messenger RNA, 816 nt
Organism: Penicillium oxalicum
Lineage: Eukaryota; Fungi; Ascomycota; Eurotiomycetes; Eurotiales; Aspergillaceae
Exons: 2
Coding region: 1-816 (271 amino acids)
Biological process (GO): chromatin remodeling
Cellular component (GO): Ino80 complex
Source: RefSeq, a predicted model, not a curated record